GCCACAGCUGCGGUGAACCCAGGGCCUGAUGGGAAGGGGAAGGGGGCCCCGCCCCCCGGACCAGCCCCGGGCUCCGGCCCCGCCCAGGCUCCAGCCCAGCCAAUGCCCGCUGCCAAAGGGGACCUGCCUCCCGGGAGCUACAAGUGUUCCUGUAAAGCUGGUGGUCUUUGAGCAAGAGAACUUCCAGGGCCGGCGGGUGGAAUUCUCCGGGGAGUGCUUGAACCUGGGAGACCGGGGCUUUGACCGAGUGCGCAGCAUCAUUGUCACCUCAGGACCCUGGGUCGCCUUUGAGCAGUCCAACUUCCGGGGCGAGAUGUUCAUCCUGGAGAAGGGCGAGUACCCGCGAUGGGACACAUGGUCGAGCAGCUACCGCAGCGACCGGCUCAUGUCCUUCCGGCCCAUCAGGAUGGAUGCCCAGGAACACAAGCUCUGCCUGUUUGAAGGUGCCAACUUCAAGGGCAACACCAUGGAGAUCCAGGAGGAUGACGUGCCCAGUCUCUGGGUCUAUGGCUUCUGUGACCGUGUGGGCAGCGUGAGGGUCUCCAGUGGAACCUGGGUCGGCUAUCAGUAUCCUGGCUACCGCGGGUACCAGUACCUCCUGGAACCUGGUGACUUCCGGCACUGGAACGACUGGGGGGCCUUCCAGCCCCAGAUGCAGGCUGUGCGCCGUCUGCGUGACAGACAGUGGCACCGUGAAGGCUGCUUCCCCGUCCUGGCUGCUGAGCCCCCCAAGUGAGUUCGCACUCCGCUCUUCUCCCCACCCUUCCUCAGGCUCAUCCUUGUGCAAAUAAAAAUUCCUGAAGCUAAAA
Molecule: messenger RNA, 809 nt
Organism: Sus scrofa (pig)
Lineage: Eukaryota; Metazoa; Chordata; Mammalia; Artiodactyla; Suidae
Source: RefSeq, a predicted model, not a curated record